AUGCAAUUAUUUUCUAAACCAUUACCUACAUGGUAUGGUGGACAGAAGAAAGUGAUCAAUGCAACAGCGAUACUUACAUUAAGUGCUGUUACUUUAUUACGUAUUUAUCGCAAACAACAACAGCGAGCUGGAGUGGAAAAGGACACUGCAAAAACAGCAGCAGCAGCCAACUCUCGCUUUUUUCCCAUUACGUCAGUGGGUGUGAAUAAAGAGUUUAGACGUCAAUUAUCAGCUAUUGCAACCAUCUUGUUCCCAAACUAUUAUACAAAAGAGGUCUUCAUUCUAUUUUUGCACUCUAUCUUCCUUAUUUUGAGAACCUAUUUGAGUGUGGUGGUGGCUAGAUUAGAUGGUCGUAUUGUUAAAGACUUGGUGAAUGGUCAUGGCAAACGUUUUUUAAUUGGACUCGGGUAUUGGUUUGCUAUCGCAGUACCUGCAACUUAUACAAAUAGCAUGAUCCGCUAUUUGCAAUCGAAAUUAGCCAUUGGAUUUAGAACAAGGUUAACCAAAUACAUACAUGACAUGUAUUUGGAUAAACAAAAGACAUUUUACAAAGCGAUCAACUUAGACAACCAAAUUCAAGGAGCCGAUCAGUUCAUCACAACUGAUGUAGCUAAAUUUUGCGAUACCCUUUCCUCUUUGUACUCUAAUCUUGCCAAGCCUAUUCUAGAUAUGAUUAUUUUCAACUACCAACUUACAAAAUCCAUUGGUUUCGUGGGGAUGCUUGGAUUGUCGCUGAAUUACGUGGUGACAGCAAGACUAUUACGUGCCGUGACCCCAUCCUUUGGAAAACUCGCAGCUGAGGAAGCCAAACUAGAGGGAGACUUCAGAGCAACACACACACGUCUCAUUACCAAUGCAGAAGAGAUUGCUUUCUACAAUGGGGCCGAACUCGAGCACACCAUCCUCAAUAAAACUUAUCUCAAACUCAUCAAACACAUCAAUUCUAUUUACAGAUUACGUAUUACCUAUAACAUGUUUGAAGAUUUCUUAAUUAAAUAUGCUUGGAGUGCUUUUGGACUGAUUAUGUGCGCCAUCCCCGUCUUUACACCUCAGUUAAUGUCAGCAGCAUCAGCAACAGCAGCAAUUAUCACUAAUGACAAAACUGCUAGCACCACCAGCCAAGUAGGAUCUCGAACAAAAGGCUUCAUAACAAAUAAACGUCUCAUGCUGUCAUUAGCUGAUGCAGGUGGCCGUAUGAUGUAUUCUUACAAAGAAUUGGCAGAAUUAGCAGGUUAUACCAGUCGUGUCUAUACGCUGUUAUCUGUUCUGCACGCAUUGCAUGAAGGCAGAUACGAUGGCCCGACCAACCCUACUCCUUAUACCCUCACCCAUAUUCAUGGCAAAGUGUUACUCGAUGACAGUGGUAAAAGGCUGGUGUUUGAAAAUGUGCCAAUAGUGACUCCAGCAUCAGGACAAACCCGCGUAGGUGAAAAGCUAGUGAAUCCUUUGAAUAUACAAAUUGGACCUGGUCAACAUUUAAUGAUUACAGGGCCGAAUGGAGUUGGAAAAUCUGCUAUUGCUCGUGUUAUUGCCAAUUUAUGGCCAGUAUUUGAGGGUACUUUGACUAGACCUACUGAGGAUAGCAUUAUUUUUAUCCCACAAAAGCCAUACCUUAGUCUCGGUACAUUAAGAGAUCAAAUCAUUUAUCCUCAUUCUAAACAAGACAUGGUUGAAGCUGGUCGAACAGAAGAGGAUCUGAUGAAGAUUCUAGAGAUUGUCCAUCUAGCCUAUAUACCAGACAGAGAAGGUGGCUGGGAGACCAAAAAGGAAUGGAAAGAUGUAUUUUCAGGAGGAGAAAAACAAAGGAUUGGUAUGGCUCGUUUAUUUUAUCACCAUCCAAAAUUUGCAGUUUUAGACGAGUGUACCAGUGCUGUAUCAACAGACGUCGAAGGGUUGAUGUAUUCUCAUGCUAAAGAAAUGGGCAUCACACUUAUCACAAUAUCGCAUCGACCCGCCUUAUUCAAAUAUCAUCAAUUUCUGUUACGUUUAACCGGUCAAAAAGAAGGUGAAUGGGAAUUUGAAACUAUUGGUACCCAGGAACAGAUACAAAAAUCUGUCGAAAAGGAACUUAGUACUCUACACGCCAAAUUGCAAGAAGAAGACCAACUUAGAUCAAGAUUAAGAGAGAUUGACCAGGAACUCAGUUUGAAAAGUCUAAACGACUUGUAA
Messenger RNA from Mycotypha africana, 2169 nucleotides. RefSeq names its product ABC transporter transmembrane region 2-domain-containing protein. Lineage: Eukaryota; Fungi; Mucoromycota; Mucoromycetes; Mucorales; Mycotyphaceae. The record is from RefSeq and is a predicted model, not a curated record. Gene Ontology annotation, molecular function: long-chain fatty acid transmembrane transporter activity; ATP hydrolysis activity; ABC-type transporter activity. Gene Ontology annotation, cellular component: peroxisomal membrane. The transcript is spliced from 10 exons. Gene Ontology annotation, biological process: long-chain fatty acid import into peroxisome; fatty acid beta-oxidation; peroxisome organization. Bases 1 to 2169 code for a protein of 722 amino acids.